UCGUCCCUACGGCGUACAAACAAGACCACAACGACUCCUGUCUGCCUCCUUUCGUCUUCCCCCAGCUGCGUUCCUACUUUACCUUCACGACAGCGAAGCUCUUCCGCCGCCCCUGCUCACCCCGCGAUGGCCGGCGGCACGAGCAUCCAGGUGACGGCGCUCGACGGCGUGGUGAACGUGAACUCCCUCUUCACGUUCGCCGUCUUCGUCGGGCUCGCCUGGAACCCGUGGGACCCGAACAACACCCUCAACCGGGACCCGCGGUGCGCCCCCAGCUCCGCCGUCAAGCGCGACCUCGUCACCUACCACGUCUACUCCUUCAGCUCCUUCCUCUUCUCCAGCUUGGUCGCUUUCGGCCUCAAGCAGGCUAUCCGGAUCACGGGGUCUCCGAGCUACCACCCUGCGGAAACGAUCGCUCGGAUCAAUCGAAAUUUGCUGCGGGUCGGGAUGUUGGCGUCCGGAGUCGGGUCGGUCGCCGGAUGCUUGUGCCUGAUGCUGGCCCUGGUCAAUUUAGUUCAGAUCAAGCUCGGGACUCUAGCUUGCGGGAGCACGCACAGCUUUGCAGCCGUCGUGCCGCUCCUGAUUUUCGUCCCCCUGGGGCUUUUCGUAUAUGUAUCGAUUGUCUUGUAUGCUUUUACUCGGUAGGGUUUGGAUUAGUUUGUCGUAGUGUUGGAUAUGGAUUGGACAGAGUAGGUGGCCCUUGGGGGAGUAGAUCCUCCUGGAUGUUGUGAGAAUGAGGUCGAGUGAUAUGGCUUGAUACCGAGCUGAUAGUGUCCUUUCUAUUCUUGACGACUACUUAAAUGUAUUAGAUGCAAUUGCUGAAAUGCGGAAAUCGACUGCCAGUUAUGCUUCUGUUGAUUCCUCUAAUCAAUUUCCAUCCGGAAUCUUGUGUGGA
Eucalyptus grandis is the source of this 895-nucleotide messenger RNA. RefSeq lists its product as uncharacterized. The record is from RefSeq and is a predicted model, not a curated record. The transcript is spliced from 2 exons. Lineage: Eukaryota; Viridiplantae; Streptophyta; Magnoliopsida; Myrtales; Myrtaceae. The coding region runs from base 127 to 645 and encodes 172 amino acids.